GUAGGAUAGAACGAUGUGAGGUGACAGAGACACACGCGCGCAUAACUUGGCCAAGAGAAAAGAGAAGGAUCGUAGCUGCGAGAAGAGGUAAACGGCCGAAAAGAGCAGAGGCAACGUCGUCCUUUAUUAUGCGUGGUUCGAGAAGGAAGAGGCCCAACCAACAGACCCAGAAGUGACAUGGGUGAUGUGAGGUAGAGAUCGGUGGGUCGGUGACUUAAAUGGAUCGCGGCCGGUUUCGCGACAGAUAGAGGAGGUCGGGGACACCGCGUCCGCGGGGACACUCCCUCUGUGAACUCUCUCUCUCUCUCUCUCUCUCUUUCUCCCUCCCCUGUCUCUCUCUUUCUCUCUCGCUCUUGCUCUCGAGAGAGAUUUGAUGGAAGAUUGAGAGAAGAAAGCGGGCGGAAAGAUGCGGGGCAGUCCUGCGUUCUUCGCCAUAUUACUGGGCACGAUAUUCGGUGUCCUCGGCGCGUCUCUCAGCAAGGCGCUCCGAUACAAAGCGCCGGACGAGUGCAAGUGGGUGGCGACCGGCGACACCGAGGACGACGUCUCGCUGGUCUGCCGCCUGAGAACCAUCAACAGCGAGCUGGAGAACACGAAUUUCAGCGUGAUACAGCCGCAGCACACGGUCCGUCUGCGGCUGGAAUGCAGCGACGCGUUGUUCUACCAGAGCUCGCUGAGCGCCGGAAGUUUCAGGCCGUUGGUCGAGCUGCGCGAACUGGUGAUCGAGUACUGCAAGAUCGGUAACCUGUCGGACGACGCGUUCAAAGGGCUGAAGGAAUUGCGUAACUUGACCGUGAGGACGCACAACACCGACUGGUCGGCGAUGGCGCUGGACGUGUCGGCCGGCGCGUUCACGGACGAGCUGAGACAAUUGGAGAAACUGGAUCUCGGCGAGAACAACAUGUGGAGUAUACCGGAGGGUGCCCUCUGUCCGCUGGUCAAUCUGGAGAUUUUAAACUUGACGAGGAACCGACUGCGCGAGGUGACCAGCUUUCGUUUCAACGGGGCGUCGAGGUGUCUGUCGAGCCUGAAGGAGCUGGAUCUGAGCAACAACAGCGUCGAAACGUUGCCGACCGCCGCGUUCUCCGGCUUGACCAGGCUGCACAGCCUCGACCUACGGUGCAACGCCAUCAGCUUCAUGGCGGACCGCGCGUUCGAGGGCCUCUCCUCGUUGGCCAUCUUGAGGCUCGCGGACAAUCGGCUGGCCAGCUUGCCGCCCGAACUCUUCAGCGACGCGCGAAACAUCCAGGAGAUUCACUUGAGGAACAACACGUUGAACGUGCUACCGCCCGGUUUGUUCAGUGAACUGACGCAUUUGUUGGUGCUGGAUCUUUCGCACAACGAGUUGACCGCCGAGUGGGUGAACGCGGCUACGUUCAGUGGUUUGGUACGUUUAGUGGUGCUCGAUCUGUCCAACAACCGUAUCGCUCGGCUAGAUCCGACCGUGUUCCGCGACCUCUACAGCCUGCAGAUCCUCCGGUUGCAGGAGAAUCUGCUGGAAACACUGCCGGAGAACACGUUCUCCGCGCUCUAUAAUCUUCACACGCUGUUGCUCAGCUAUAAUCUGCUAACUGUUAUCGACGCGACCACGCUCAGCGGCCUUUACGUGCUGAAUCUGCUCUCGUUGGACAACAACCGGCUGCACACGAUCCACCCGAGCUCCCUGAGGAACGCCUCGUCCCUCCAAGAGUUUCAUCUGAACCGCAACCAGCUCAAGUCCGUGCCGGACGCGCUGAAAGCCACACCCCUUCUGCGAACCCUCGACCUCGGCGAGAAUCUCAUUUCGGAGAUACCGACCGGCACGUUCGACCACGUGGCCCAGCUGUACGGCCUCCGAUUAACCGAGAAUCAUAUCGGCAAUCUCACCAAGGGUGUCUUCGAUCGCAUCAAGGAGCUCAAGAUAUUGAAUCUCGCCAUGAAUCGCAUACAGUACAUCGAGCCGGGCACAUUCGACGAGAACCUCAACCUCCAAGCGAUCCGUCUGGACGGCAAUCAGCUGACGGACAUCGCCGGCCUGUUCACCAAUUUGCCGAAUCUCGUCUGGCUGAACGUCAGCGACAACAAGCUCCGGUGGUUCGACUACGCGAUGAUACCGACCGGCCUCCAGUGGCUCGACAUCCACUCGAACGAGAUACGAGAGCUCGGCAACUACUUCGAGAUCGAGAGCCAGUUACAGCUGAGCAUCUUCGACGCCAGCGAGAACAAACUCACGGAGAUCACCGGGAACGCGAUCCCGAUGAGCGUCGAGAGGCUCUACUUGAACGACAAUCAGAUCUCCAAGGUGCAGAGUUACUCGUUCUUCAAGAAGCCCAACCUGACCACCGUCGAGCUCAAGGGGAACCAGAUACGCAACUUGGAGCCGUACGCGCUGCGCAUCAGCGCCGUCCCGCCGGAGAAACCGCUGCCGGAGUUUUACAUCGGUGACAAUCAGUAUCUGUGCGACUGCACCAUGGAGUGGCUGCAACGUGUCAACAGACAGAACCAAACUCGCGUGCAACCGCGCGUCAUGGACCUGGAGAGCAUCUACUGCAAACUUCUGUACGAUCGGGAGCACGCGUUCGUCCCUCUGGUCGAGGCGUCGCACUCGCAGUUCCUCUGCAAGUACGACACCCAUUGCUUCGCGCUGUGCCAUUGCUGCGACUUCGACGCCUGCGACUGCGAGAUGACGUGCCCUUUGAACUGCACGUGUUACCACGAUCAGUCGUGGUCGGCGAACGUGGUGGACUGUUCCAACGGUGGUCACGCGAACAAGCUGCCGGAACAAAUACCGAUGGACGCGACGCGGCUCUAUCUGGACGGUAACGACCUGCGCGCGGUGUCCAGUCACGCUUUCAUCGGCCGUAAGAAGCUCAAAGUUCUGUUCCUCAACUCCUCCAACAUCGAGAUCGUGCAGAAUCGAUCGUUCAACGGCCUCCGAGACCUGGAGGACCUUCAUCUGCAAGACAACAAGAUUCGGGAGCUGAAGGGCCACGAGUUCGAAGGGCUGGACGCUCUCAAGCUUCUUUACCUGCAUCGGAACCGGAUCGCCUCGAUAGGCAACGACACCUUCGCCUCUCUCCGAUCGUUGCGCGUUCUUCGAUUGGAGAGCAAUCGUUUGACGACGUUGGCCGUGUGGACGUUACCCGGGUCGAUCGAGGUCAACCUGUCCGGCAAUCCAUGGUCGUGCGAGUGUGACUACGUUCAGAGUUACCGCGAGUGGAUCCGUGAGCCGAACGUUCGCGUGACGGACGCGUCGGCGUUGCGCUGCGUGUACAACGUGACGGAGUUCGAGGCGUUCGGUGACGAGGUAUUCGCGGACAACGAGUUCGGCUUCUCGAUGAUGGCGAGCAACGAUCGCGAGAGGAGCAACGACACGGUGUGCACCGGCGCCAGCAGCAUCGACAACGACGUGCACCGCAACUACACCAAGACCAUCAUCGAGAAACAGGUGCUGCAGGACUAUCUCCCGCUGUUGAUCGCCACGUUGGUCGGCUCGUUGCUGGUGGUUCUCCUCUGUAUGUUGGGAUUCGUGUUCCGGCAAGAGCUUCGCGUGUGGUUCCACUCGAGGUUCGGCGUGAGGAUAUUCUACAGGAACCACGAGGUGGACCGAGACGAUCGGGACAAACUGUUCGACGCGUUCGUCAGCUACAGUUCCAAGGACGAGGCGUUCGUCGCCGAGGAACUGGCGCCCGUGCUAGAGAUGGGCAACCCUUCCUACAAACUGUGCCUCCACUAUCGGGACUUCCCUGUCGGGAGCUUCAUAGCCGACACCAUCGUCCAGGCGGUCGAGUCCUCGAGGAGAACGAUAAUGGUGCUGUCGGAGAACUUCAUCAAGUCGGAGUGGUGUCGGUUCGACUUCAAGUCGGCGCACCAUCAGGUGUUGCGCGACCGAAGACGCAGACUGAUCCUGGUGCUGGUGGGCGACGUCCAUCAGCGAGACCUCGACCCAGACAUCAGGCUGUAUCUGAAGACCAACACGUACUUGCAAUGGGGCGACAAGCUGUUCUGGGAGAAGCUUCGGUUCGCGUUGCCGGACGUGCCGAACAAUCAGAGGGCCACGCAGAGGACGAGGCAGCCGCCGCCGGUCCGACGGCAGCACAACAACAGGACGUCCAACGGAUCGCGUACCGUCUCCGUCCACAUAUGAGAGAGCCCUCUCCGUGCUUUCGUUCCCCGGUGUUGUUCGCGUGUUUUCGUGAACGUGUGCCUUCUCUUCCGGUCGACGGUCGGAGUGAGCGUCCAAAGGCGAGAAGAAAGAAGGAGGACAUCGGUGCGCGAUGACCGAUGUAUCGGGGCACAGUGCGUUUACCAACGGUGCAAUAGGAUACGCGUAUAAAAGUGUAAAUACUUCGUGGAUCGCUGUCUGUAUAAAUGUUUAAUCGAGAAAAGGGAGGAUCCCAGUGUGUGUCGUUGUAAAUAGAGAGAAAGAGAGAGAGAGAGAGAGAGAGAACGAAAUGGUAAAGAAACGGAGAAUAAAGAAAGAGAGAAUGUGCGUAUGUGCGAGUGUGCGUGAUUAUAAUAUUUAAGGUGCUUGCCCCGUGAGACCACGGGGAUACAUUACCGAGACUGUACUCGUCCCGGUGUUCUGUACGUUGCAGCAGCGCAGUCAGUGAGUUUGCUAGAUAGCUUAAAGUCGUUGUAAAUACGUCCCCCCGUCUUCUGCGUCUCUACCAAGACUGUUCUCCCUCCCGCCGGUUGAUCAAGCUCACGGUUAAUUUAGGAUUAACAGUGCGUGAAAGAUCUCGUCGGACGAGAGAUAUUCUCUCGCGUAUCGUCAUAGCCUCGUGGUGUACACACUUCCGCGAUGUGUACACACCGCGGCACAGGGGGCCCUCACGAGCUCACGGUGUGCCAUGUGAAUUUACCUUCGAUAACAGCCUGUGCGCGCCAUUAUCGUACGAAGGAUCGUAUUAGGAAUGCGAGAAAUCUAUGGAAUACACACUUCGUCAGUACGCUCCGACUUUGAUUCGUCGAAUCGAGCGGAUAUUUCGAACGUCACGCGAUCCUUUCGCGCUACGUGAAUCCUUUUGAAAAUCUGAUCGGAAACGAGGGGAACGCGAACGUUUCGCGUCGUCUCAAUGUCUCGUGGCGAGAUCGUCGUUUCUCGUGUCGUUUCGAGUUUCCAAUCGCAGUGAUAUUCACUUCCUCCUCUGAUCGUAGCGCUAAUCCAAUUGUGUAUUUAAUUGUAUCUAGACCGGCGAGUUUUCGUCCGCAGCUACGCGAAUUCUUUCUACUGUAUGCCUCUGUCAUUUGUAAAGUAUUAACGCGUGCAAAACUCUAUCUUAUUUAUUUCGUUUCGGUUGAACGUUGAAACGAGAGGCGUCGCGUGCGUUUCACGACGCGUACGUCGUUCCGAUCGCAAUCGGAUAAUCGCGUGCCACCGGGGGCGAAGGUCUCCGGACUUGAAUUCGAUCUGCCUUUGUUUUUUUCUCUUUCUUCCUUUUUUUUUUUACUUUUUUUCUCUUUCCUUCCUUUGUGCUCGUUUCUGUUCGCGAUACACGUCGACUUGGCUCCAAGAGCGAAGGAUACGACGUUUCACGGUAGAAUACUGUUCAGACAAUUGUUCGGGCAAAACUUGAAAUUGAAAACGACGGUCGGAUUCAGGAUGGCGCGCGUCGCGCAAGGAGACAUAAAAAAAAAAAGGCAAAAGCCCGCUAUAAAUAAUUGAAACGCAAUGUACAAACGUGAAAACAAACAAAUCUCCUUCAGCUUUCCUCGCAAGCGACUCAUCUCUCUGUUUUUUUUUUUUUCUUUUUUUUUUUCAAUUUUCUCUUCUCUUCUGCGAACUACUUUCUCGAACCACGUGAAAGAUAAUGUUAGAUUAAAAACCUGUGACUGAAAAGUAAUAAAAUGCUCUAUUUUUAUGUUUUUAA
Frieseomelitta varia is the source of this 5852-nucleotide messenger RNA. RefSeq names its product toll-like receptor Tollo (gene Tollo). The record is from RefSeq and is a predicted model, not a curated record. NCBI's taxonomy places the organism in Eukaryota, Metazoa, Arthropoda, Insecta, Hymenoptera, Apidae. Gene Ontology annotation, molecular function: protein binding. Gene Ontology annotation, biological process: signal transduction. Bases 407 to 4126 code for a protein of 1239 amino acids. The transcript has a single exon.